CGCGCUCACGCCCCGGGGCCGCUUCCGUUUCGGCUCCCCCUCCCCUCCCCUCCCGUAAACCUCUGAACCCUCAUCGAGUUUCUGUGGACGCCACGCCACGCGACCAUACGUGUAUAGCACGCAGCGCGGCAUCGGCGUCGCACGCACUCGCGCUUGCCGCUGGACGGAGGAGCGGAGCACCGAUCGGCCGGGCUCGGUGCACGCGCCUAGCGGAUGAAGAUGGCCGUGCUCGCGGGCGCGGCCGUCGUUGCGGUGGCGGCGGCGGCGAUGGUCGCCGCGCUCCUGUCCUCCCCGGACGCGCUGCGCGACGUCGCGGUGCUGGAGAUUGGCGGCGGGGAAGGCCGUGUCGAGUUGGUCCCCGUGGACGCCGGCGCCGCGGGGCCCGAGAGCCUGGCGUUCGACCCGGCCGGCGGCGGCCCGUACGCGGGCGUGUCGGACGGCCGCGUCCUCCGGUGGGUCCCCGGCGAGCGGCGCUGGGAAGAGCACUCGGCCUCCUGCGCGCCCGAACUGCUGGACAGCUGCAGGGGCUCCCAGGACCCGGGGCGCGAGCACGAGUGCGGGCGCCCGUUGGGCCUCAAGUUCAACCCCGACACGGGGGAGCUCUACGUGGCCGACGCCUACCACGGCCUGCGCAUGGUCGCGCCGGGCCCGGGCGGCGGCAAGGCGUCGAGGCCGGUGGCGCCGGAGUGGUGGCAGGGCGCGCGCGCCUUCAGCUUCGCCAACGGCGUCGAGGUCGACCCGGGCACCGGCGCCGUCUACUUCACCGAGACGAGCACGAGGUUCCAGAGGCGGGAGUUCCUGCGCAUCGUCGUGUCCGGCGACACGACGGGGCGGCUGCUGCGGUACGACCCGAGGGGCGGCGGUGGGGUGGAGGUGCUGGCCGACGGCCUGGCGUUCCCCAACGGCCUCGCGAUGAGCAGCGACGGCACGCACCUGCUGCUGGCGGAGACCACCACGGGGAGGAUCCUCCGGUACUGGCUCCGCCCGACGGCUCCCAAGGCGCCGGCGCUGCUGGAGGAGGUGGCGCGGCUGCCGUGGUUCCCGGACAACAUCAGGAUGAGCCCCCGGGGCGGCUUCUGGGUGGGGCUCCACGCCAGGAGGGGCAAGCUCGCCCAGUACUGCAUCUCCUACCCCUGGCUCCGGCGCCUGGUGCUGGCGCUGCCGCCGCGCCACGUCCAGCGCGCCUCGUCGCUGCUCAGCCGCCUCGGGCGGCAGGUCAUCGCGCUGCGGCUGAGCGAGGAGGACGGGAGGGUGGUGGAGAUGGCCAGCGUCCACGGGGAUCUUCGGAGGGUGUUCAGGUCCGUCAGCGAAGUGGCGGAGAGGAACGGCAGCAUCUGGAUUGGCUCUGUCAUGUCGCCGUUUCUCGGAGUCUACAAGUUGCAGUAGAGGCAUUUACGCUUAAAUAUGGAUUCAGUAGCUUAUUAUAGCAAAGGAAAACAUACAUCGCAUCUAUAUUUGUGUAUAAAAUUCCUUGUGUCGUCGAUGGACAUGUUCAUCUGGCCAGAGGUUGUGAAAAGCGUCUAUGCAUCUAUGAACUGAAUGCAUGAGAUGGUCCUGGGCCCC
Molecule: messenger RNA, 1563 nt
Organism: Zea mays
Lineage: Eukaryota; Viridiplantae; Streptophyta; Magnoliopsida; Poales; Poaceae
Product: Strictosidine synthase 3
Exons: 2
Coding region: 214-1386 (390 amino acids)
Cellular component (GO): endomembrane system
Molecular function (GO): hydrolase activity
Source: RefSeq, marked provisional